Molecule: messenger RNA, 1758 nt
Organism: Symbiodinium natans
Lineage: Eukaryota; Dinophyceae; Suessiales; Symbiodiniaceae
Source: the annotation of a GenBank genome assembly
AUGCCAUCUGCAUGGAACCCCUUCCUCUACAUCAAGACUGCUUUUGCAACCAUUGAAGAUGUGAAGUUCGUUCCUGGAGCCAAGGAUCCCGAGAAGCCCAACUUCGUGGAUCGCUUCCUCUUUUGGCGCUCCUGCGCCCUGCGGGUCGGCAACAUGGCUGCCAUUACUUUCGUGAUCCUGAGCCUGAACGACUUUCAGAUGGCCUGGCGGAAUGUGCGGAACAAGCUGGAGGCCUUCCCUGAGAUGAUUCGGCCCUACUUCUCGCGCUUCAUCUACGCAGAGCUCUUUGCCCAGACCAUGUCUGAGAUGGCUUCUGUCGUUGCAGUCUUCGUCUUCAUGCGGGCAUGGAAGGAGCAGGACAACUUCGAGCGAAGCUCCGAUCUUACGCGCUUGGGUUGGUUCAUGAAUACCAUGGGCCCGUUUCUGCCCUAUCUCGUCGUGCCGCUGUCCUUCUUCUUCCGUGUGGACUACUUCCAGCGAGACGUGUGUGCUUCGGUGAUUGGCAUGCUGAUGCACGACCCCCUGUCUAGCCUCGUCUUCGCCCAAGCGGCCAGCAGCUGCAGUGAGUCCGAGCUGGCAGCUGCCCUCUCAAAUCCCUUACAGAAGCCUCCCCGCUUCGGUGAGCCAGGCUUUGACGAGUCUGCGGCAGCGGCUUGGUGCUGGCGGUUCUACAGCGACUGGCAGCCGCGGCUCUUCAGCGAAGAGUGGAUGGGGAACUCCAUGAACGAUGUCGGUGACGGGCACAGCAUCGAGAUUCCCUCCCUCACCGCUGGAAUGUAUCCUGGCGUCAUUCCGACAGCGCUCACCAUGAUGGCCUCGCUCUUUGGGAAAGGCUACGUGAUGAAGCCAGGCUUUUGCGCGAACGAGCAGGACAAAGCCCUCAGCAAGGCCAACCUGAACGCGGUGGGCGAGAGUAACCCGGACCCAGCCGGCGCCGCUUCCUUCACGGAACGACGUGCGGGUUGGCUGAACGACUGGGGAGCUGCCUUCAUUUUCCGUGAAGAGGACGAGCCGGAGAUCACUGCCUUGCGCCACAAGCUGGUGAAGGCAUACAACAAUCUCACCCGGCUUGAGCGGGAAGACCAGGCGUCCAGUCACCGCCAGAGGAGCUCGGCGAAGUCGGGCCUGUCCCUUGCCGAAAGUGACGAGUUCGUUUGGCCCAUGCCAGGCAAGCAGAGCCCGCAGCUCCUGCGCCGCGAGUCAUCGCGGCGGAAGCCGGGAAGGCGAAAGACCAGCAUGUCCGUGGCUCCCGACGGAGGGUUCCUGGACCUGCCGCAGCCGGAGGAUCUCCUUGAGCUGGGCACUCCCGACCUCACCGGCGUCGCUGGGGGCCUGGGACGACAGGCCAUCUGCACGUUCAAGUCCCUCAUGAUCGCCGCCAUGAAGAUGUGCGCAUUCUGCUACAUCUUGGUGACUACGGCUGUGAGCAUGUACUGCGCAGUGUCCUAUUCCCUGCCUCUGGCAUCGCUCAUCAUUGGUGUGGUCGACGGCCUGGCCGCCGGUGUGGCGAAUGUGAAAGCUGUGCUCAAUCGCUCCUGCCUGCCGGGCUACCUGCAGUCGAUUACCGUUUUCGUGACACUGCCAGGCAUCCUCUUUGUCCUGGUCUUCUUCUCGCAAAUCGGCGGCUCCCCCCUUCUCAGCUGUGCCAUGUGCUGCCUUGCCGUGUGGAGGGCCUUGGACUUCCAAGCCGGGGAGGUGGCUAUUGACAUCAAGAGCCGCAAGAAGCUGGAGAAAGCACAGGACAGGGUGCGGGACUGA